This is a messenger RNA of Diachasma alloeum, 1847 nucleotides long. RefSeq names its product mitochondrial amidoxime-reducing component 1. The coding region runs from base 574 to 1731 and encodes 385 amino acids. The record is from RefSeq and is a predicted model, not a curated record. NCBI's taxonomy places the organism in Eukaryota, Metazoa, Arthropoda, Insecta, Hymenoptera, Braconidae. Gene Ontology annotation, molecular function: catalytic activity; pyridoxal phosphate binding; molybdenum ion binding. The transcript is spliced from 6 exons.
GUCGUCUAUUGUCGAGACUUACAUCAAUUAUCGAUAUUUUUCUUUUUCACAGAUUGAUAGAAUUCGUUCAUAGUUAAUAAACAGCUUCGUUUGGGUGUCUCCAAAUCCAUUUUUUAACGAAAAAAAUUGUGAAUUUGUCUAAACUUUUAUAUCUUAGCUAAAUCAUUCGUCAACUAUUAAAACCAUUUAUUCGAUCAUAUUCGACUCUACCACUCCUUGAUAAUGGAUAAAACUUGUUAAGAGUGAAUGCACAGUGUUAUCAGCUCCGAUUAGGAAUAAUGAGUUGAAACAGAAGUGUUUGAUAUUAUUUGAACAUAUAAAAGAAGUAGAUACCGCGAACGGAAGUGUGACAGUGGCCGAUGCACCUGGAGAAGCCGGAGAAGGCUCGAUGUAAUAGACGGCGACGGUAGAGGUCAGUUUCUAGCUAAUGAAACAGUAGAGGCAGGAGAAAAAACUUUGGAAUAUGUUAGCAAAGGCUAGCUGCAGUUGUUGUGCAACCGUCGCGAGGUGUUAAUGUUACGGGGGAAAAUGGAGUGACACACGUGCUCUUCAGGUGAUAUCGUUGGAACUGAGAUGAAGGGGUUUUUGACUUGGCGCAUUGGAAUAUUGAGCUGUGGUGCAACAGUAGCAAUGGUUCUGAUAGUGUGGAAGCGAUUGAAGCAUAUCCCCAGUGAUAAAAUGAAUACGGUCAACAGAAAAGAUGAUGAAUGUAAAAAUAAAGUAUCUCUAGCUGCGGAGCAAGUGUGUGGGGAGGGAACACAGGAAAUCAAAGAAUUACCUCAGCCUAGCUGGGCCAAAGUGGGAGAGAUAAAGGAAUUGUACUUUUAUCCACUCAAGUCAGGUCGGGGGAGAGAGGUUCAUGAGUGUGAGUUCACUGAAUAUGGAAUUGCAUUGGAGGAUAAAGCAGGCUUGACUCUGAGAGACAGGAUGUUUUUAGUAUACAAUGAGGACACCGGAAAGUUUGUAACUGGCAGAAACUACCCGACGCUGAUCCUGGUGAGUCUCACCGCUGUAGACGACAGCCGAGUACGACUCCAAGCGACCGGAGUACCAAAUCUGACGUUUGCGUUACCGAAAUCUUCGAAUGACCCAUCGGCUGUCAACUGUAAAAUGUGGUGGGGGGAACCGGUGAAAUGUAUCGAUUGUGGACCGGCGCCUGCCCAAUGGAUAUCGAACUUCCUAACGGGAACUCAUUCAGGACUGAGGGUUGGUAUCGCGUUGGCGGGGAGGAGGAAUAUACUGAAAGGGCCGUGGGAGAGGUUCACCAAGGUUUAUGAGACACUCAGGAGUGAAGACACGGGUUUCUUCGCUGAUUUAGCAAGCUACAUGCUAAUGUCAAAGUCCUCCCUAGACGAAUUGAACCGAAAAUUGAACAAUCCCAUCUCACCUCUCCAAUUUCGUCCGAAUAUCGUGGUAGCUGGCGCUGAGCCAUUUGACGAGGACAACUGGGAGUGGAUAAAGAUCGGUGACAACGUAGUCAUCAGAAACGUGAAACCCUGUCCGAGAUGCUCGAUGAUCGGAAUCGACCCUCAGACUGGUGUGUUGAAUGAGCAAGAGCCAUUCAAGGUAUUAAAAUCAUUCCGGGAGCAGACGGAUGAGCGGAGAAUCAAAGUAGAUGGGAAGGCACCGGUAAUGGGAAUCUAUUGUGGCCUGUAUUCAACUGGAAAUGUGAAAAUCGGCGAUGAUGUCUUUGUUCACAUGCCUAAAACCCUUUGUGCAACUCCUGUCUAAUGUUUUAACGAAAAACUAUUGAAAAAAUCAAUCAAAAAAUCAUUCUUUUCAAUGAAAAAUUUUCAAUAGAAAUUAUUUUAGAGGAAAAAUUAGAGGAAUUUUACUUUUCUACAUCA